Messenger RNA from Zea mays, 1068 nucleotides. RefSeq lists its product as uncharacterized. Lineage: Eukaryota; Viridiplantae; Streptophyta; Magnoliopsida; Poales; Poaceae. The record is from RefSeq and is marked validated.
AAUUUGGAUGUCUGCUUCCAACCCUGUCUAGCUCCCUCGGUCCAGCUUCGACUGGCUCGCAGUGGCAACUGGCAGGUAGGCACACGCGAAGCGAUAAGGUCGGUUAAGCCGUAACAGUCGUUGAUGUCGCCGCCGCCGUCGUCCCUCGUGGUGCUCCCGCUCCUCCUCCCCCUCCUCCUCGCCGCUGUAUCCCACGCUACGGCUAAUGCGGCCGGUGCCGGCGCCCCUCCCCCAGUGCCGACGCCGUGGCCGGAGCAGUUCCACGCGGUGGUCUUCACCAAUCUCACCGAGAGCGGCGGCCGGCUGCAGCUGAUCGACCUGUACUACGACUGGCCCAGGGGCCGCAACCUCAACCUCAUCCGGGACCAGCUCUCCAGCGACCCGCUCUACGACGUCGAGUGGACCAACGGCACCUCCUACUUCUUCGACUCCGGGUCCUGCCGCACCAUGCGUUUCCCCGUGGGGAUCCUGCCGCCUGACUGGCUCGCCGCCGGCGCCGUCUAUCUCGGCCGCGAGCACGUCGACGGCUUCGACUGCCACCUGUGGACCAAGGUCGACUUCGUCUGGUACUACGAGGAAGUCGCCACCGGCCGCCCCGUCCGCUGGAAUUUCUUCAAUGGGAUGCAGCAGCAUGUGAUGAGCUUUGAGGUGGGAGGAGUGCUGGAAGACUCCAAGUGGCAGGCGCCCCCUCGCUGCUUCAGUGGCGGCAAUGCCGACACCGCCAACGCGGCUGCGGAUGGAGUUCAUGGCGAGGAAGCCGGUAGUGUUGAUGUGAUGGACAGCAUGAUCAGGUUCGCCGUGGCUCCGGCUGCAGCAGUAGCUGCAUCAUUUGACCAGUGAGAUUUUUGUUUUCCUGAUGUUUGGCUGAUGAGAGAGUCUCUGCCAACGGUGAUCCACGCGUCCUGGUGAUUCUGCUACGCUCUGUUGAUCACAUUGUGCUUUGUAUAACCCUGGCUGAUUUGUGGUAACACCGACAGUCACUGUACAUUUCCUGGUACUGAUCCACUGAACUUAACUAUCCUGCUGUCAUGGAACAUGAGGGGCACAAAUAGACUUGCGUUUUUGGUU